This is a messenger RNA of Fundulus heteroclitus (mummichog), 5158 nucleotides long. RefSeq names its product suppressor of cytokine signaling 7. Lineage: Eukaryota; Metazoa; Chordata; Actinopteri; Cyprinodontiformes; Fundulidae. Bases 254 to 2860 code for a protein of 868 amino acids. The transcript is spliced from 10 exons. Gene Ontology annotation, cellular component: phosphatidylinositol 3-kinase complex. The record is from RefSeq and is a predicted model, not a curated record. Gene Ontology annotation, biological process: intracellular signal transduction; phosphatidylinositol phosphate biosynthetic process. Gene Ontology annotation, molecular function: 1-phosphatidylinositol-3-kinase regulator activity.
GCAGCUCCGCUCCCCGCCCUCCUCCUCAUCACAUCCCGUUGUCUCACCGGAGGAUGACUCGCUCGGAGGCUAGCGGCUAACCGGGCCGGUGUCUCAUGCCCCUUGUCGCUUCGUGCUGGUCCCCCGGAGCCCUUCCCGUCCCGACCCGGUCCGGUCCGGUCUGCAGGUGCGCGCGGCCCGGCGCGGCCCGGAGCGGCGCGGAGAUGCAGCAGCUGUUAUGUAAGAGCGGAGCCGCUAACGUUAGCCCGCCGCCAUGAAUGACGCGCAGCAAGAAAUGUCUCCGGACUUCGUCCUCAUGCGGCUCGUCUCCGCCGCGGAGUACGACCGCCUGGACGAGCCCGACGAGCUGAUCCGGCCCGGAGGCGGCGGGUUCGGGCCGGUCAAAGCCGCGCUGGGGCACCGGAGCGGCGGCUUCGACGUGGACCCCAGCGGCCCCGCGGCAGGCCUCGGAUCCGCAUCCCCGCACUAUAGUUCGCCGCUCCCCGGGAAGGGAGAGCUGGACGGCGGCCUGGGGCUGUCGCAGGCCCCGCCGGCCUCCGACGCGCCGCUGUCGCCGCCGCCCGAGGACUUUGCCGCAGCGGCUCAGCGGUUCGUGGACGGUUCGGGGGGACACGGGUCCAGGGCUCAGCUGAUGGUGUUACAGAACCUGCUGCGGUCCGGACUGGAGCAGCCGCCCGCGGAGACCGAGCGACAGAAGCUGGAGCCGGGCACAGGUUCGGGUUCCGCCGGCACAGCAGCCGGUCUCAGACCCGGAGGGAAGGAGCAGAACCCCGACUGCGCCCCGUCCCCGGAGGAGAACCUGCAGUGGCACCCGGUCAUCAGGCUGUCCAAAGGCACCGAGGUUCCGCAGAACCCCCCGCCGGGCUCGCCUCUGGACCCCGGCUCCAUCCCGGUCCUGUGCCACCGGCACCGGCUGGCCAAGUGGCCCCCGGGUCUGCUGGAGCAAGCUCUGCGCCUGGGACUGCUGGAGCCCAGGAAGACCUGCUCGUCUGGGGGCGAGGACCCGGUCCUGGUGCUGGCCCAGAAGCUGGGUCAGCUGGGUGAGGGCAGAGAGGGGGUCGGUGGCGGGGAGGAGGGGGUCCUGCCGCUGCCUCGCUGCUCCUGCCACAGCAUCCUGGCCACCGGGCACGCCGGGCCCGGCGAGGACCCGGGCGACACCAGCGACGCCCUGCUGGUUCUGGAGGGCCUGGGGUCGGACCAGGUGGGAGAACUGGCUCAGGGGGGAGGCAGAGACGGAGAGGACGCCAAGCGGGACGAGGAGGCGGGGGACGCGGGUGCCGGGGGGACGCCCGGGGGGGCGGGGCCGGUCUUCUGCCCGGGGACUCUGAGCGGUCUGAUGCGGCAGGUCCACAGACUGGCUGAGGAGGCGGGGGUCUGCACCGAGCAGACCUGCCGCUCCGCCGCCUCCCCCGCCGUCGGCAGCGGCCCCCACCCGUAUCCCCCCGCCACCCCGCCGCCCCCUCCAGCCGCAGCGCCCACGAGCGGCCCCCGCGUCCCCCCCGACCCGGGCCCUCGCCCGCUGCAUCAGCACCAAUCCCGGUCCCAGCCGCAGAGCCGCGCCGCCACCCCGAAGCUGGGCGUGGCGGCCGGGGGGGCCGGGCGGGCCGCCUCCCCCCUGGUGGUGCUGGAGGGGGAGGGGGAGAAGACGCCGCGGGGGAAGUCGAGGAAGGGAGGCUCCCUCAAAGUCCGGCUCAGCAAGCUCUUCAGAACCAAGAGCUCCAGCGGCGGGUCGGGGGGUCUGCUGGACAAGAGGCCGUCGCUGGCGUCCUCCACCUCGUCGGGGGGGAGUCUGCUGGACGUGUGGGGGUCCACCUGCAGCGGCACCGACCAGGAGGGUGGCAGGCUGCAGGUAUCCAGACCUCACAGUGCCUUCUCCCCGGUGCCGUUCACUCCUGCUUUCACCGGUGAGACGGUCUCUCUGGUCGAUGUGGACAUUUCUCGCAGGGGGGGGAGCUCUCACCACCCCCCCACCCCUCCUCCGCCUCCCAGACGGAGCCUCAGCCUGCUCGAUGAUUUCGGGGGUCCUCCUCAGCCUCAGGGACCCUUCAUGGACCGGACCGCCGGCGCCUCCAUGCAGUCCCUGCCCCCCCGGCCCGUGGCCCCCAACCCCACGCUGAGCACCAUCCAGCACAGCCUGAGCCUCAACGACACCUUCCUGCGAGGGUUACCCCGCCCGGUGCCGCUGCGGCCCAACGGUCAGAACCCCCCGCCCCGGCUCGUCCCCCGCUGCCCGCUGAGCCGACCCGAGGCCGGCUGCUUCGCCACCAGCCUGCGGGAGCUGGAGAAGUGCGGCUGGUACUGGGGUCCGAUGAACUGGGAGGACGCUGAGAUGAAGCUGAAGGGCAAACCGGACGGCUCCUUCCUGGUGCGGGACAGCUCGGACCCUCGCUACAUCCUGAGCCUCAGCUUCCGCUCGCAGGGCGUCACGCACCACACGCGCAUGGAGCACUACAGAGGAACCUUCAGUCUGUGGUGCCACCCUAAGUUUGAGGACCGCUGCCACUCGGUGGUGGAGUUCAUCGAGAGAGCCAUCAUGCACUCCAAGAACGGGAAGUUCCUCUACUUCCUGCGCUCCCGGGUCCCAGGUCUGCCGCCCACGCCGGUCCAGCUCCUGUAUCCGGUCUCCAGGUUCAGCAGCGUCAAGUCUCUGCAGCAUCUGUGCCGGUUCUGCAUCAGACAGCUGGUCCGGAUCGACCACAUCCAGGAGCUGCCGCUGCCCACGCCUCUGAUCGCCUACCUGAGGAAGUUUUAUUACUACGACCCCGAGGAGGAGAUCAGCCCCAUGCUGCAGGACGCCAAGGAGGCCACGGAGCGCCGAGCAGAGCCCAGCAGCCAGCCGGGGGUGGAGUCCCAAACGUAGCACUGGAGCCGGGCACGCCGAGUCCAUCCACAGGUCUUCUCUUUCUGGACUCGAUCAGCGACGGACGUUCAAACAUUCAAACUGGACUCUGACUGCAGCCAAUCGGCUCCCUCCGCUCAGUCUCGUAUCCGGGCGGGUUUCAGAUGAUCCUCCCUCCUCUGAUUGGCCAGCGGAGGGACAGGGGAUGAGGAGACUCCGCCUCCUUUCUGAUGUCAUCACCAUCAGCUGGACUGAGGCGCUGAACGCUCCGCCGUCGGUCGCCUCCAGGAUCCGGAAACUUCCAGGAGCCGGAAGAACGCGGCGGCGCCGUUCUGUGGGAUGGGCCUGGAUCAGCGGAACCGGCCGCUCCCAUGAUCACAUGUUCAGAACCUUCAGUUCUGCUUUCACUUUCAAACUUCUCUGAAAUUUUCCAGAUGUUCUGAUGUUUUUUUUUUUUUUUUUAUCAGCUGCAGCUUUAAACUCUAAAACAUGAUUCUGGGUCAAACCUUCCACCGGUUCAUCGGCACCACGCUGGUUCUGACUCGGCCGGACCGGUUCUGGAUCGGGUCCGGGAGCAACAGAUGGGCCCGUUUGGCUUCAGAAUCGUCUGACAUCUGGGUCGUAAACGGAGAGGAAAAGGUUCUCCCUGCAACGCUGCAGCUUUGACCUCUGACCUCUGACCUGAGCGGCUGUAGCGCUGCAGGGACCAGGCGCUGUUGGGUCGGUGUCUCCUCCUGGUUCUGGAAGGUCAGAACCUCUGCCUGGUGUCUUGCACACAGUAAUAAUAACCAGGCGUUUACAUGCGGUACGUAGCUCAUCCUGACCCGACCCAGCAGGCCAGAACCACCCUGACCGACCCGACCCAUCUGGGUUUGUUCUCUUGACCCGGUCCGUCCCUAAGCUGAGCCUUCAGAACCAGCAGAACAUGGUCGGCCUUUAAGGUCCGAUGAAGGAAUUCAUGAUUUUCUGAUGUUCUGAAGAAACGGAUUUGGGAAUUGGACCGGAUCUGGUGACGGAACACAACCAGAACCUUGUUUCUGUGUGCAUGUCUGCAGCUCUCUGAUGGUGCUGAGACUCGGAGAGGUUCUGAAAUUAGAAUCCGAAGAAGGUCCGGAGAAUCCCACCUGAUCAGGGAAACCCGCUCAGCUGGUUCUGUUCUUCCCUCCUUUGGAAACAGCAGAGAUGCGGUUUGAUUCUGGGCUGAUAACCGGGUCAGAGGAACCAGAACCUCUGCUGCUGUUUCCAAGAUCAGGAAAGAACGUUUGGGUUUAAAAGCUGCAGCUUUUGUCCGACCCGGUUCUGAUUGGUGUGUUCACGCUGCUGUACGUCUCCACACUGGAUUAAUGUUGAGGAACUUCUGGGACCGGGUUCUGAUCCGAUGAUUCUGGUUUGAACCUGUCCUGCUGCAGAGUCCGGUUCAGGUACGACUGAAGGGGGCGGAGCCUCUGUUCAGGUGUGAUGAUCUCUGGAGCCUCAGCAUUUGGUACCAGAACCUGGACCUGGACCCACAGGUUCCCUGAAGGAGAACCUCCUGAGCAUCGGCCCGGUUCCGUCUUGUUUCCAGAAGUUUUCAGAACUUUUAUGUAGUUGUCUUCAAGCUGCAGCUGACCCGACCCGUUUUUCAGCACUUUUGGUUCUGACGGCCCGUUCUAAGGUUUAAAUGUUCUGCUGACGUGACGAGGAGCUGCGCUGAGAUCCAUUCUAGAGAAGUUCUAGAGGAAUGUAUUUUUUCGGGUCGGCGGUUCUUCACAUCCGGGUCGAAUAUUUACUUUUAGAAAAUAUUCUGUUUUCCAUCUGAUUGGAUUUUAUCGGGUUUCUGUAAAAACAUUGUUGAUGAAGAGUUUUUGCUGAGCAGAACCGACCCGGUUCUGCGUUUGGACUCGGUUCCCCCAUGGAGGACCGGUCGUGAACAUGGAUGCUGCCCGGAUUCUCCAGGUUGUUCUGGAAGAAUCCAGAUGGCCUGGACUUGUAAAAAAAAAAAGAAACGGUUCUGAGGAGCGAAGCACAGUUCUUCAGAACUUUUCCAUCUGGGUUUUUCUCUGGGAUUCGGACCUGUGGAUCCUGGAGGCGCCGACAUUACCCAGAAGCCCAGAGCAGGGUUACCGUGACGACUACUGAGCUACAACCACGUCGGCUUCCUGACGUGCCGCUGGACCGACCCGUUGGGGAGGACGGAACCAGGACCGGUGGGUUCUGGGGGACGGGUCCAUGAUGUCAAAGCGCUGUAAAUGUUCUCUGGAGGACAUGUUGUUGUUGGUGAGGAGCAGUAAUGUGUCGUUGUUGUGCAGUCGCCUGUUAAUAAAACACGGUGGGACUCCA